GGCUGAUAAUUUCGACACUUCAUUGAAUUACUCGCAUGUGGUCUACUCGCUGAUAACGCGCAUCGAUGAGUCUGUUCUGGUUUUUCUCAUUGUGAUGCUAAUCUGCGGCAUCGUCUAUGCAUUCCUGUUGUGCAUGCUAUCCAAGCCAGCUAUGAAUGAAAUAUUUCUCGUGCUCGUCUCGUACGUCAUUUUGGGCACGUUUCUGGCCAUUGAAAUAGCUGUUAGCUAUGCCGUGCAGCCCAGCAAAUCGUUUAAUGGCAGCGCCUGUUGCAUUGUGCUCAUCUACAUGACAUACACGAUGUUGCCGCUGCGUUUGCGUGAAUCGCUCAUCGGUGGCAUGCUGCUCAGUGGCACGCACCUGUACACCUGCCUGCACACACAGUACACGCAACAGGAUAAGCAGCUGGAGCUGCAGCAGGAGCUGACGCUGCAGUGGCAAGAGCUGCUGUGCACCUGCAUCGCCCUGAUGCUGGCCAAUCUGACGGGCAUCUAUACGCACUGGCCGAAGGAGAAGGCGCAGCGCAAGGCCUUCAUUGAGACGCGGCAGUGCAUCGAGGCGCGUUUGCGUACGCAGCGCGAAAAUCAACAGCAGGAGCGAUUGCUGCUGUCGGUGCUGCCGCGGCACGUUGCCAUGGAGAUGAAGGACGACAUUGCGGGCCAGCCACGUGACACACAGUUUCAUAAGAUUUACAUACAGCGACACGAGAAUGUCAGCAUCCUCUUUGCGGACAUUUGCGGUUUCACCAGCCUGUCGGAUCAGUGCACGGCGGAGGAGCUAGUGCGUCUGCUGAACGAGCUAUUUGCACGCUUUGAUCGAUUGGCUGCUGAGCAUCAUUGUCUGCGCAUUAAGCUGCUAGGCGAUUGUUAUUAUUGCGUUUCCGGUCUGCCCGAGCCCAGGCCGGAUCAUGCACACUGUGCUGUUGAGAUGGGACUCGAUAUGAUUGACGCUAUAGCGCUUGUGCGCGAGGUAAUGGCCGUGAAUGUGAACAUGCGUGUGGGCAUCCAUACGGGACGGGUGCACUGCGGCGUACUGGGCCUGGUCAAGUGGCAGUUCGAUGUUUGGUCCAACGACGUCACACUGGCCAAUCAUAUGGAGAGCGGCGGCAUACCCGGACGCGUGCACAUUACGAAGGAGACGCUCAAGUGUUUGGAUGGCGAUUACGAGGUGGAGGCUGGCAAGGGAGCCGAUAGAAAUUCCUAUCUCAAGGAUCAUCAGAUUGAGACAUAUCUGAUAGUGCCGGGCGAUAUCUACAGGCCGCACAAGAAGUCGCGCAAUCGCCUCCAGGUAAAUGGCAACAUAUCCAAGGAGCUGCGCAUGAUGGGCCAUGGCACAGCACAGAAGCACACAUCCAAAUUCGGAUUUGGUGACAGCUCGGAGAGUCACAAGGAUCCCGAGGAUGAGGUCAAUGAGUACUUGAUGCGCGCCAUCGAUGCACGGAGCAUAGAUCAUUUGCGGGCCGAGCACUGCCAGUCGCUGUUGCUCUGCUUCAAGAGCGCCGCGCUGGAGCACAAGUAUGCCAGCGAGCCGGAUCGCAUGCUUUGCGUUUAUUUCUACUGCAGUCUCCUCGUGCUGCUGGGCACCACACUUAUGCGCUUUGCGGUUUUUGACACCUCCACACUCUGCCUGGCGCUGUCCAUUGGCGCUUUGCUGCUGCUGCUUUUGUUGGUCUUCCUGAUGGCCUGUCACAAAAUCAAUUUGCAGCUGCCCAUCGUGAUAAAGCGCUUCUCAUUGCGUAUUCACAGCAAUCGCACCUUGUCACAGUUCUUCGCCUUUGCCACCGUCUCGCUGAUUGUUUUGACCACGUUGCUGGCCAUGCUGCAGGAAUCAAUGCGUCAACUGGAGCUGCUGCAUAAUGAAUGGCUCAUUCUGCAAUUCAACGUCAGCGAACUGGAACGGACGAAGCUGGGACUGGAGCCAGAGCAGCAGCUGCUGCCUGAGGAACGCUGUGAUUUCUAUUUGGCCUACAAUACAUUCCUGCUGUUAACGCUGCUCUCGAUGAUGUGCUGUGCCACGUACCAAGUGCUGCGCAUCCUGUUGAAGCUGCUGCUGCUCCUCUUGGCCGCCGGCAGCUACAUGGCCUGCUCCUCAUAUUUGUAUAUGAGCAGCAGGGAAAUAAGCGCCGACUUGGCCAAUGAGGAGGCCCUGCUGCGCUAUAUAAUUGAUUCAAUCUUCCUAUUUGCAUUCAUGCUCGCCCUGAUCUUCCACAGUCACCAAACGGAGGCCACCUACCGCUUGGACUUCAUCUGGAAGCUGCAGGCAACUGAGGAAAAAGAGGAUAUGGAGCAUUUGCAGGCUUAUAAUCGUAAACUGCUCGAAAAUAUUUUGCCCGUACAUGUCGCUGAGCAUUUUCUGAGCCGCGAAAAGCACCUCGAUGAUCUCUAUCACGAGCAAUGCGAUUCCGUUUGCAUUCUCUUUGCCAGCAUACCGAAUUUCUCCGAGUUCUACGUGGAGCUGGAGGGCAACAAUGAGGGCGUCGAAUGCCUGCGGCUGCUCAAUGAGAUAAUUGCCGACUUCGAUGAGCUGCUCAGUGAGGAACGUUUCCGUUGCAUUGAGAAAAUCAAGAGCACCGGCGCCACAUACAUGGCCGCUUCUGGCCUGACGGCGAACACCUGCGACCAGGUGAACUUUAGCCAUGUCACCGCAAUGGCUGACUAUGCGCUGCAGCUGUUCGACAAGAUUGAGGAGGUCAACAUGCAUUCCUUCAACAACUUUCGCCUGCGCAUAGGCAUUAAUAUUGGUCCCGUCGUUGCGGGCGUUAUUGGCGCCUGCAAGCCCCAGUAUGAUAUAUGGGGCAAUGCUGUGAACGUGGCCUCGCGCAUGGACUCCACGGGUCUGGUGGAUCACAUACAGGUGACCCAGGAGAUGCAGCAGCUGCUGGAGUGCCGCGGCUAUGAACUCACCUGCCGCGGCAGCGUCAAUGUCAAGGGCAAGGGUUCGAUGAUAACCUAUUUUCUCAAGGGCAAGGCGGAGCUGCCCGCGCCGCCGGAGCAGCCCGCGCCCACAGUCGCCAUGGAGCAGGAGACGGCAAAAGAGGCGCCGGCAGAGACAACGCCGGAGGCGCCGCCAGCCAUAGAAGCCACGGCAGCCGUAGAGGCACAACCACACCAGGAAGAGGAAGAUAACAAUGAUGAUGAUGAGGACGACGACAUUGAUCUCAACUCGAACAUGCAAAACUUGACCGCACAACGCCGCAAAUCUCUCUGCCGGCAGCACAACAUCUCCUCCUCGUUCGGCACCAAUGUCAGCUCCACGGGCAUUACUCCCAGCAUCUCGAACAGCUCCAGCGUGGUGACUAUUGGUGCGCUGCCCGCGCUGAUGCGCAAUGUCGAGAGCUGUGCCACGCCCACAGUGCCGCCCAGAACGCUGGUGGCGGAGCUAAAGGAGGAGAUCACGCGCGAUGAGAAGAGCGCAUUGAAGGACUCCAUCGAGAAUCUAGAGAUUCUGCUUAAGAACAACAUCAGCCUCUCGGAUCUGAGCAACAAGCAGCAGCAGAAUCUGCGUGGCGAGGUGGUCAGCUGCAGCAGCUCCGCGACGGCCACGCUUCGCAAGCGGGACACCAUCGUCAGCUUCCAUGUGACCGAGACGCUGACCACAACGGCCGCGUUCACACAGCAGCAGCGCAAGCGGCGCUCGGUGAGCGCCAUGGCCACCAGCUGCACCACCAGCAGCAGCUCGACCACCACCACGACACGUCUGCUGUCCAAUGAGAGUCAGAGCUCCACGCACACGGCACCCGGCACGCUGGAGAGCGGUGGCAAGGCAGCCGAAUGCCUGCGCGCUGGCUUGGACACGGAUCCGUUUCCGGAUGCGGAUACAGAGGCGGGUCAGGGCCACGCGCACGAUUGGCAGCCACGCACGGCCAGCCUGGAGCCGAAUCGCAGCCCCAUCAAGACAUCGCAAUCAAUGAGUCCCAUCGGCCUGGCCACCGAAGUCUUCGUGCUGCCCAACAGCCGUAGCAUGAUCCUCAUCAGCAGCACGGGAAGCGGCAGCGCCAGCGGCAGUCAAGGAGGCAGCAGUCCCAGGGCAGGACUGCUGCAACAGGUUAGCACGUAAAUAGACGCUGGUGGUGGUGGUGGUUGUGGUUAUGGUUUCCAAAGCUCGCAAUGUGUGUGUAAAUAUGUAUAAAUUGCGGCCGUCUGCAGAGAGACAGUGACGUUGUCAGGCUGGGGGAUUAGAGGAUUGGCUGCCCCAAUAUAUAUAUAUAUAUAUAACAUAUAUGCCCAUCAAUAUUUCAUCCCCCGAUUGAAUUGAUCUCGCAUUUGUUGUUGUUCCUUAUAAGAGCUCAUAUACGACCAGGUGGCAACCCUGCAUAUCAUAGCAAAACGAAUUUGCAACAAUUUUAGAACUUAGGCAGUACGAAAAACCUUUGCUGUUGCCAUAGGCUAGAGUUAAGGGUGGAAGUCAGGUUCCUAUUGUAGUCUUAGACAGCGGGCAGCCUAGAGAAGUGAAACAACUGAAUUUAAACUCAAUUUACAGGGUAUGUAAACUACUAAGCUCUGUUACAUACAUAUAUCGAACUAUGCAGAUAUAUGUUGCAGCUAUUCCAGUCAAUUUCAAAUACUAAAAUGCAAAUAGAUUCAAGUAACAAAUAUUUCUGUGAAACAGUUUCCAUAUACGAAUCGACAACUCUCAACUUAAAGUUUAGUUUUCAAGUUUUUCGAACUAGUUUCAAUUGAAGGUGAGUUCGUAAUUGGAACUGCGCUUAUUUGAGUAAUUGAAUAAGUUCAAAGCCAAUACCAAAACUCAAACUGUUAACGCGCUUUAUGUGUAUGUUAGUAUUAUAUAUAUAUAUGUGUGUGUGUGUGUGUAUGUGUAUUUAAUUGAGUGAGUGUGUGUGUGUGUGUGUGCAUUUGUGAACGUCUCAAUGUUGCUGAAAUCAACACUAAAUUUGAAAUACUUAAACUAUGUAUAAUACAACAAAUACUUCAACUGAACUAAACCAAAGAGCAGAUAUACCAAAAAAAAAAAAAAAAACAAACAGAUUACAAAAAUCAAUUCUCGCUGUGAUUUCUAUUAUAAAUGUAUAGAUUAUUUUAUAGACUUGUGUUACAUAGUUUUAGCUUAAAACUCGAAAGCUUCAAUGCAAAGAUGUUCCGAGUUUCGAUUUCGCAAAUGUCGAAAUUAAGGCGAAAUUGCAAUUGGGAACAUGUUUGCAAAAAUUGUAUUACGAUAUCUCUUCGACUGGCGCCAACAUGUGCCCAAUUUUGAAUUCGUCACAAAAAAGUCUUGUUGAAAUUGAGGCGAUAUUGCAAUUGGGAACAUGCUUGAUGUGUUGUAUUACGACAUCUCUUCGACUAGCGCCGACUUUAACUAUAAUUUAACUAAGUUUUUCUACAAAAUGGCAGCUGUCGUAGCUCUACUGAAUAUAUAUAUACGAAACAUAUAUGUGUAUGCAUAGGAUAAAACAUAUAUCAAAGUACAAUUGUGUCAAUUUAAGUGGAAAUGUUUAAUGUUUAAUGUUUAACGUAGUUCGCUGUUUGUUUCAUUUAAAUUCAAUUCAAUGUUAAUUAUUGUAAAUGUCUCUCGCAAAUGUUGUUAAU
Messenger RNA from Drosophila novamexicana, 5541 nucleotides. Its product is annotated as adenylate cyclase type 6. The coding region runs from base 95 to 4054 and encodes 1319 amino acids. Gene Ontology annotation, biological process: adenylate cyclase-activating G protein-coupled receptor signaling pathway; intracellular signal transduction; cAMP biosynthetic process. Lineage: Eukaryota; Metazoa; Arthropoda; Insecta; Diptera; Drosophilidae. The transcript is spliced from 22 exons. Gene Ontology annotation, cellular component: plasma membrane. The record is from RefSeq and is a predicted model, not a curated record. Gene Ontology annotation, molecular function: adenylate cyclase activity.